GUAUGAUAACAUUUUGGGAUUGGCGGCCAAUCUCGGAACUGCAUCAACACUGCCGAGCGCUUUAUCCGGAAAUAUCGCCUGGAGAAGUUCCUCCGGAGCUUCCUGUCUCUUAAUCCACUUGUUGAGCGGAGGAGAAGAGCGAGGAGGCGCUCGCGAACUUCAGUUUUCACUAAAACUCCUGUAAUGUCGGAAGCAGACGAGUAAACGGCGCCCAAACAGUUGUGCACCAUGUUCGGGUUGGGGAGAGCCGGAGUCCUCGGCGCCUCCGUCGCUGUGGCGGGGGGAGUCGCUUAUCUUAUCUGGAGCUACGCGUCCUCCUCCGGGGAGAAGAAGCCCGAAACACGGCCGGGAGAGGACGGUAAAAGCGGCAGAGAGGAAAGAGAAGGCGAGGAGGAGGAGGAGGAGAUACGAGAGGAAGCGGCUCCGGUGAUUAGAGCUCAGCAGCAGCAGACGCAGCUUCUUGAGCCCACAUUGCCUGUGGUUGAACCUGUAGCUGCUGCGAAAGUGCAGAAAACAUCGCAGUCCCAGCCUGUGGAGUCGGGGGGGACGCAGAUUCUGGUUCUGGGUCUGGAUGGAUCAGGGAAAACCAGCCUGCUGCGCGCUCUGUCCAGCGGCAGCGUGGAGCAGGACGUGCAGCCGACGCAGGGCUUCAACGCCGUCUCCAUCAGCAGAGACGACCUCCACGUCGAGUUUCUGGAAAUUGGAGGUAAAGAGGAUCUGCGGCCGUACUGGCACAGGUACAUGUCCAAAGCCCUGCUGCUGCUGUUUGUGGUCGACUCCUCCAGCCUGCAGCGCUUUCCGGUGGCUAAGAAACACCUACACGAGCUGCUGGCCUCUCGCCCGAGCCUGCCGUUAAUGGUGCUGGCCAACAAACAGGAUCUUCCAGGUUCCUGCAGCAUCACAGACCUCCACGACGCUCUCUCCCUCUCCGAGCUCGGGGAGCGGCGGUUGUUCCUCAUCGGUACCCACGUGAAGAAGGGCGAGGCAGAGCCGGGCUCGGGCGUGCAGGACGCUCAGGCCCUGAUUUUCCAGAUGGUCCGUGAUGGCAGAUGAAGCAGUGUUGGCUGUUGUCACUUAAUCCUGUACUUCAAAUCACAUUCAGUGAGCUCGCUGCACUUUUUUCACAUUAGUGUUUUCGCUACAUGUUGGCCAAAACUCUGGUUACUGGUUUGUGUUGGUCCAUCAUGUGGGGG
Molecule: messenger RNA, 1193 nt
Organism: Archocentrus centrarchus (flier cichlid)
Lineage: Eukaryota; Metazoa; Chordata; Actinopteri; Cichliformes; Cichlidae
Gene: arl9
Product: ADP-ribosylation factor-like 9
Exons: 4
Coding region: 229-1053 (274 amino acids)
Molecular function (GO): GTP binding; GTPase activity
Source: RefSeq, a predicted model, not a curated record